Molecule: messenger RNA, 453 nt
Organism: Vanderwaltozyma polyspora DSM 70294
Lineage: Eukaryota; Fungi; Ascomycota; Saccharomycetes; Saccharomycetales; Saccharomycetaceae
Gene: COX6
Product: cytochrome c oxidase subunit VI
Exons: 1
Coding region: 1-453 (150 amino acids)
Biological process (GO): mitochondrial electron transport, cytochrome c to oxygen
Cellular component (GO): mitochondrial inner membrane
Source: RefSeq, a predicted model, not a curated record
AUGUUAUCAAGAACUUUAUUCAGAUUACCAGUUGCUUCAAGAAGUUUCAUCACCGUUGCUAAGCCAACUUUUGCUCUAAGACAACAAAACUGGAGCAAGUUUUCAAAUGUACAACAGUUGAGAAAAUAUUCUUCUGAACAUGAUGAAGAAACUUUCGAAGAAUUCACAGUCAGAUUCGAAAAGGAGUUCGAUGAAGCUUAUGACUUGUUCGAAGUUCAAAGAGUUUUAAACAACUGUUUCUCUUAUGAUUUGGUCCCUGCCCCUGCUGUCAUCGAAAAGGCUGUUAGAGCUGCAAGAAGAGUCAACGACUUGCCAACUGCUAUCAGAGUAUUCGAAGCUUUGAAAUACAAGGUAGAAAAUGAAGACCAAUACAAAGCUUACUUGGAUGAAUUGAAAGACGUUAGAGAAGAAUUAGGUGUUCCUUUGAAGGAAGUUUUGUUCAAGGAAAACUAA